AUGUCUACAGACGAUACAAACCCUGAACAAUCGAAGAACGAUGACUGUGUGACGUGCGAUGAUUUAUUAGAGGCGAUUGAUAAUGAAGAGCAAGAAUUAGAUCAAGCAAGAGCUCUUUAUGGAUCGUGCGAUGUUGACUCGUGUACUUAUGCACAGGGUUAUGUCAAACGACAAGCUCUAUUUGUUUGUAUGACUUGUUAUCGUAAUAAUUCUCAACAACAAUUGGCUGGAAUAUGUGCAGCAUGUGCUUAUCACUGUCACAGUGAUCAUGAAAUUAAUGAAUUAUAUACACGACGAUAUUUUCGUUGCGAUUGUGGUAAUUCAAAAUUCAAUGAUAAUCAACCGUGUAAACUAAAUCCAAAUAAAGAAGCUGAAAAUACGUUAAAUAAAUAUGAUGAUAAUUUUCGUGGACUUUAUUGUACCUGUAAAAAACCUUAUCCGGAUAGUGAAAUUCAGGAUGAAAUGUUACAAUGUGUACCGUUGCCAACGGAAGUAACUGAUGUUGAACAAUUAGAUUUUGUCUGUCAAACAUGCAUUACAAAACAUCCGUUUCUUUCCUAUUAUGCUGAGUUGGCAACAAAUACAACAGAACCUGUUACUGAAGACAAUAGUUGUUUGUUAGAACAAACGAAAAAACAAGAUCCAACGCGAGCGGAUCAACUUCAUGCAAUAUUUUUUCGCGACGGAUGGCGAAAACGUCUUUGUCGUUGUAGUCAAUGCUCGAAAAUGUACGAGAAUUGUAAUUUGUCUGUUGUGUUCGAUGAAGAAGAUUCGAUCCAAGAAUAUGAACGUCAAUCAUUUGAAAAAAGUGACUAUUUAGAUCCAGACAAAUUAUUAGCCAAUUCAUUACAGCAACUCGAUCAUGUAACAAAAAUGGAAGUUCUUUAUGGCAUCAAUGAAUUCAAGGAGUCACUUGGACAAUUUUUACGUAAUAAAGCAGAUGGCUUGGUUACAACGGCCGAUAUUCACACUUUUUUUGGUGAUCUUCAACAAAAGCGAAAAGAUCGUAGUAUAAAUAUACCAAAUAAAAAAUGUAAAUAUUAA
Molecule: messenger RNA, 1044 nt
Organism: Didymodactylos carnosus
Lineage: Eukaryota; Metazoa; Rotifera; Eurotatoria; Philodinida; Philodinidae
Source: the annotation of a GenBank genome assembly